GCGCGGAGCUUGUGACGUAAGUCAGCAACGGUUCCACCCGUGGACCGUAUCGAGUCCCCUUUUAUCUUUGAAGAUCCCCGGUGAAUACAAAAUUUGCAGAGUGUCAUAUCAGCUGUAGUGGUCGUUUAAAGAUCGAGUUUCUCGCGUCAUUUUUAUCUUGGCCUUUUGAUGAUAAGAAUUGUAUUUUAUCAACGAGAUAUCGUAAGCGUCCAUUCUCCACUUUUAGUCGGGAGGAAAUUCUAAAUUCGAGUUUCAAUGGAAAAAGAUAACGAGAAAAAAGUUGAACAAUUUAAACUUCUACCAAAAAUCAUCAAUGGCGGUAUCGCGGGUAUUAUUGGGGUCUCCGUGGUAUUCCCAUUGGACCUGGUUAAAACACGAUUACAAAAUCAGAUUGUUGGUCCAAAUGGCGAAAGGAUGUACAAAUCAAUGUUCGACUGUUUUAGAAAGACUUACAAAGCCGAGGGUUACUUCGGCAUGUACAAAGGGUCCGGUGUAAAUAUUCUGUUAAUCACACCAGAGAAAGCAAUUAAACUCACUGCCAACGACACUUUCCGUCAUUAUUUAUCUCCUGGACCGGGACAGAAACUGCCGUUAGAACGCGAAAUGCUUGCCGGUGGCCUAGCAGGUGCUUGUCAAAUUAUAGUCACAACCCCUAUGGAGCUACUUAAAAUCCAAAUGCAGGAUGCUGGACGAAUAGCAAUGGCAGCGAAAGAAGGAGGGCAAAGUGUGCCAAAGGUGUCAGCCAUUUCCCUAACAAGGGAUCUCCUUCGAAAGAAGGGUGUUGUGGGACUUUAUCAAGGCACUAGCGCAACAGCCCUUAGAGACGUUACAUUUUCUGUUAUUUACUUUCCAUUAUUCGCUAGAUUGAAUGAUAUUGGACCAAAAAGAAAAGAUGGCUCUUCUGUGUUUUGGUGGUCAUUUUUGUCUGGUUGUGCUGCUGGUUCUACAGCUGCGUUAUCGGUCAAUCCAUUUGAUGUAGUGAAAACUAGAUUGCAAGUAAUCAAAAAGGCACCUGGUGACCCCACGUACAAUGGUGUAUUGGAUUGCAUAGGUCAAACGUUGAAAAACGAGGGUGUGACGGCGUUUUUCAAAGGUGGCGCAUGUAGGAUGAUUGUGAUAGCGCCCUUAUUUGGGAUUGCACAAACCGUAUACUACCUCGGCGUCGCAGAGUGGCUUUUGAGACUUAAAUGAAUGCUCCCCCUCUACUCUUCUCUGCCGUCUGAAUACUCUGGGAUUACAGUGACAAUAACUGGCGUAUUAUAGAUGUAUUUUCGCUUAAUAUUGUUCGUUAGUUUCAGAAUGAGUGACUCCUCUUCUGAAUUGUUUUGGAAUCUUGAUUAUUGGAUGCACGAAGAUACACUGCUUCGUUAGACAGAUGAGUUCCUACUUUUAUCAGGUAUUUAUUACAAAAAGUAUAUCUUUUCCUUGCUCAUUUUUUCUUUUAUAGGGUAAUAUAAUUACUUAUAACAAAGUAUUUAAAUUUUACUAAACAAUAGGAAUUGUGGAGGAUUUGAGUUGAAUUAUUUUAAAUUUUAAGUUAGUUAAAUUAUUUUACUUUUAUAAGUAUUUAAAUUGUGUCUCUUCUAAUAAUCAAGGUUCUAUUAUGCCAUGCCGGGAUUAAUUCAACGUUAAUAAUAGUGACGUUGAUUCCGACCUAGUAUUAUAGUUGAAUGAGAAUGAAAUCCAUUAUUUACGACGAAGGUCGCUUAUUUUCAUUAUUAACGAACUAGUCAUCGUAGAUUUUGUUGUUUCAAUUUAAUUAUCUUCUAAAACCAGUGUUUCCAAAAUCUUAUUUAAUUCUUGUUGUUAUUUUAAUUUUACUAAUUUAGGAAUUUAGAAAUUUAAAGGAAUUUUAACUUAUUGAAAUUCCAAAUUUCUUAUGUAUUAGUUGAAAGAAUCAUUGAUGUAUAUUUAUUUUAAUGAAAGAUGUAAAUGUAUAUGAAUGCUAAAAAAUGCAAGGCAUGUUACAUAUCUAAAUAUACUAUUUGUAAAUAACCAUUUACAAAUAAGAAAAGGUGGAUUAAAAAUUGUUAAUGUUAUUUUAAAUUUAAAUUUUUAUAAAUAUAUUUAAAAGUGUUAUGGAAACACUGGUAAUAUAUCAUGAUAAAAGGAGCCUAUAUUUACGGACUUUUAGUUUCAUAUUCUAGCUAAUUUAGUCAUCAAGAAUUGUUACAAUUAUAAGAAUGAAAUGAUACGACAGAAUAACUCUUAAUUGAUGUGAUCAAUAAUAAAUUCAUUCCAUAUUAAUUUUAAAUUUUGUAUCUUUAUUAGUUUUAUUAAUUACAGAAAUAUUAUAAAGAUAUCGAAAUUAGUACAAAAAUUCUUUUUGAUACUUUUAUAUAUUGUUUUUUAAUUAUUAAGAUGUUUUAAAGAUAUCAGAGCAAUUAAGAGUUAAACUGUUUCCCUUUCUUUAUUCUUCCUGGGCAAUUUUGCGGGGAAAUUCUAGAUAACUUUCUUCGAAGGAAGUUCAUGUCAAUUCUGGGAACGGUUGAUUAAAAAUAUAAUAAAAAUCUUAAUGUACAUUGACAUUGUACAAAAGUGAAGUUAAUCAAUUUUUUUGGACAACGAAUUAUUAAAUUUUAUUCGUUCAAAAAAGAAAGAAAUAAUUCUUUUAAAGUUUUAUGAAUUUGCAAUAUUAGUAAUUGUAUAGAUUUAGCGUUGAAUUUAUUUUAACUAAUAUAUCCUGCAAUUAUAUUAAAGAAAGGAGAAAAAUGAUUUGCUUUGUUAAAGUAUUCAUUUAUUUAACAGGUAUUUCUGCAAAACUUUUUUUAUUAAAAUCGUAUAUACAAAAUCAGAGUGGAAAAACGAAACAAAUUUAAUAUUAUGGUUCUUAAUUAGCUCUUUUUGAAAUUUCACAUUCUUUAACACUAAUCCUUGCAUUUAGAUUUCUACAGUGUCAACUGUCCAUUUGAAGUUAAUAAAAAUCAAAAUCUUCCAUUGAUUUUUUUUCCCCCAUUAUUAAAUUACAGAUCCUUGCGCACGUUAACUGUACAGGAGGACAUUUUCCAUUAAUAGUCAAUAUUUAAUUAAUGUAACAAUUAUAGUUACCUUGCGCUGUAAUGAUGUACAGGUUUUCGAUAAAGUUCAAAGGCACUUCCUCUUUGUUCCCUGCUUCCAGCAAGAUCUAGCCCGCUCGGUUCUCUGUUAUGCCCUGGACUAGUUGGGAAACUUUGCGUUGGUCCGUUGUGUCCAUUGUUUACAACAUAUCCAUUGUGAUUCACGUUAUUUCUAUUAUGAGAGAGACCCAGGCUCAAUUGGCUGGCACUAUUACUGUGACUGUGAGUUGACAUUGGCGGGCUACAAUGCGCAUGUGUGUGGCUCAGGCUAUGAUUGUGAGCUGGUGUUGAGAGAUGGCUUAAAUUGUGAUGAGAAUUUCCAAGAUUUGAAUCAUGUCUAUUCGGUGGUGGAAUAUUGUAAUAAUACUGUCCGCUGUUGCGUUGCACGUUGUUAGUGCCUUCUGCCUAAAAGAAAAUUGACAAAACUCUUGUUUUCAUAUAUCACACCUUUUACCCUGCAGUUUCUCCUUUCAGUUUCUUUCAAAUAAUUUUUAGUUACUUACAUGAGAAGUAGCAAUAGAAUAACUCUUCGAAUGCUGGUGAGUAUUAUUCCCCUCGUUUCCAUUAUUCUCUGACUGUGCCAGGUUUGCUUGAGGUGGCCUGUAGUUUUUUGGUUUUGGAGGUGGUAUGGGUUUGUAUGAACCUCCAGGUUUAUUUUGUGGUAGUGUGAUGGAUUUGUAAUCGGUCGUGCGGCUACAAUAUAUAAAGCAAAAUAUUCUAGCUUACAGGAAACAUGAGGGAUAGUAUAAAUCAUAUUAAAAAAGAGAUAUAAGCUGCCUGCAAAAUAAUAUUUAAUGAUACAAGUAAAUAACAGAAAUUGUUAGUAUAGUACACAGAGAAUACUACAAAAUAAAUAUUCUUAUAGCAAAUAUUACUACAUGCAAGAAAAAUUAAAGAGACUAUGAAAAGGCCACGUGUGCACUUAUGCUAUUGACUUAGAGUAAAAUAAAAAUUAAAAAAAAAAAAAAAUACAAUGCAACAAAAAAAUUCAAACUAAUGUAUCACGACUGGAAAUAUAAAUUCUACAAGUUCUCCUCAGUGGUCGAGGUUUUCGUGUCAUCAGUCUAAAAUAAAAAGGACAAAGAGAAAGAAUGGAAGAUAGAUAAAAAAGUGUAUACAUUUCUGUAAUAUAUUAGUUGUUUUGAAAAUCCAUGAAAAUAUUUUUUUCCAAGUAUAAAAAUAAACUGUUAUAAAAGUUUUACAAUAGAUCUUUUUAACCAAAUGCACUAUAUUUGUGUUACUGAAAGCUAGUUUCCCAUCACCUCAAAAAUACUAUAGCAAAUACAUACCUGUAUUUGGCAUAAUCGGUACGUGGUUGGGUCUCGUGGCUAGGAAUCGGUUGUGCUGUUGAUCUGGUGAAUCUGUAAGGAUCAUGCGACCUCGGUGGUGCACCACUGCUUUUUAAAUCGUCCGGUACAUUAGGACCUAAUCUUCCAGUAGAUGUACUUAAACUUGGUGCUCCAUAACUAGCAUUUCCAUUUGUAUUAUUAUAGGAAUCAUAUGAAGACAUGCUAUCAUAGCUUCCCUAUACAAAUACAUAUAAAAAAAUCAAUAACAUUUGUGUAAUAAUUAAUAUAAAAUGAUUUUAAGUAAUUCAUACCGCUUUUGGCUGAGCUCUUUCAAGCGAUGACGUGGCAUUAGCUUUAUGAGGUGUUGCAUUUAUGUAAUUUGCUACAUCCAAAACGGAAUCGGUUUUAUUGAGCAAUCUUUCUUGAGCAGAUCUUCCAAUAGUAUUUCUCUGUUGUUGUUGUUGUUGCUGUUGUUGAUUGCUUGGCUUUGCAUUACGGUCCACUCUUGGAGGUAAAUCGGGAGGACUAUGAUGAGAGGAUCUGGGUUCAAAGGAGCCACCUAGAUAUUCUGGUGAUCCUGACUGAUUGCUAACUUGUCCUGACAAGGAGAAUCCGUAUUUUCCAUCUCCCAUUCCUCCUUGUGAUCUUCUUUUUGGUUGCUCAAAUGAUUGCUGGAGAAAUAAAUAUUUGUGUUAUGUUGUAAAUCAUAGUUACAUCAACGAGUAUUUGAUUAAUUGAAUUAAAUUAGGUUUACCUGAUAAGUUGUUGAAUACGGUGGUGGUGCAGCAAUGUCAUCUUGCGUUGCAAUACUUGGGUCAGAGCUGCUUUUCAAUCUAGAGGGUGCACCCAGAGCACCCGGUAAAGCUGGUGCCGGACUGAGUUCCAAGUCACUCUCCGGAGAGGAAGCAUAGGAGAGGCGAGAUGUCAUCGGGAAUAGGAAGUCAUCCGAGAGUGCUUCUUCCGGCUAUCAUCGCAGGACACAGAGGACGACACAUUACAGUGGUUUAUGCUCUAUUUAACCCUUUCAGAAUUUCCCUCUUAAUACCACAGUGUAAAAAUGUUUUAUAAAGAAUUUAAAUUUUGUAGAACAUUUGCAAAUACUUUAUACAUAAAUAAUGUUCAUCUGAAAGGGUUAAAAUUCAAACAAAGAACAAAUACUUGCCAUUUGGUUAAGCUUAAUUCUUAAAAUCAGUUAAGGUAUUUUCAAGAUUACAGGAUCUGAUUUAUGAAAUGUUUCUAAUCUUCCCAAUUGAAAAUAUUUGAUUUAUCGUUGAAUUUAUUGGGAAAAUUAAAAAAUUCUUGACGAUUACUCAGCUUAGGAGAACCCAGGUGUAACAGCAAAGACAUACAAUACCACCAAACAUUCCGUUAGUUUUGCAAAUAAAAAUGAAGGAUGAAUGAUGAACAGCAUUUCUAUGAAAUUAAUUUGAUUGAAAGAUCUCGUCAAAUUUAGUGUAUUAUUUAUUCAAUAACAUACAGAUUCUCCACUCUGUUUUUGUAAAAAUUUCUUAUUAAAAGAAAUUUGUUGUGAAAUUUUUAGAAGGAUAAUACAUUAAGUUCUGUCAACAGAUGAAGUGAGAAAUUAGAAUCUUAUUAAUCAUAUUGCAAUCGUUUAUUCCUCGUGAUUUCCCCAUUGAAUCUAUCACUAAAAAAAAAGAAGUUUAUUUUAAAGUCGUCUCUUUUAUACAUGUAAAAAAUUAUAAAAUUUUCUUCUUGGCCAUACUGACUAGUAUUUAAAUACUUAUAGGGUAUUAAACAUAUUAUGAGAUUAUUUGCCUUACAAUGUACAAUAAUAUAUAACAAAGCUAUGGAAUAAUGUAGCCAUGCAAAUUAAAUUAAACAAUAAUAUAUAAGGUGUCUCGAAUAUCUCAAGCAUUUUCUUUCAACUUAAAAUGUUAAAAACAGUAAAUUAAAAUUGAUUGAUUGAUAUUUACGUUAACUAGAAUUAUCAGAAAACUUGUAUAAUAAGAACUGAAAAAAAAAAGAAUCUUUCAUAUUAUAAAUUGUUACAAAAAUGCUUUGGAAAACUAGCGAUAAAUCUACUAACUUGAAACAUGAUAAUCAAGACACCUAAUUAGGAAAAGCAGGAUUUAUAUGUAGCCGAAAAAUUGCUCACGGACAACGUCAGAAGUUAAAGACGGAUAAGAAGGUAAUGAAAACAAUUUGUCCGUGUGAUAUGUAUCAUUUUCGUUCACGUCAUGGUACACGAUUUCUUUUGAAAUCGGCGGGGGUAGAGGAAGGGGAGGUAAAUCACGAGGUUCACCGGACGAAUGACAUGGCUCCCACAUCAUUUGUCGACCAUAUGGCUAUAAUAAAUUAUUAUAAAAUAAUUCUAUCAACUUUCCAGAAGCAGAACUUCCAUUAUUUUUCUGAUAUUUCAUCCCCAAUGUUUAAUUUGAAGAAAAGAAGAAUGAAUUUAUUGAAAAUCGUACUGUGCAGAGUUAGCAUUAAAAAUAUUAUUACAGGGUUAAAAAAUAUUACCUUAGUUUGACUCAUCCAAAGUAAUCCCUGUUGUUGUCUAUCGAUCAAUUCUCUCAAUUUCCUAUACCAAGCUUCCGGUGUGGUUAAGGUAAUCACUGCGCUGAAGAUAUGGCCCCAAAUUUUAUCUAACUUCUGACAUUGUUCCAGGAGCUUUUUACUGCUUUUAUGCGCCGAUCUGGACAAAAAUUCAGAUUCUUUUUAUUCACAGAAUUGAAAAUAUAUAUUAAAAUUACUUACUUAGGAAUUCCGGCACGCAUCUCCUUAAUAAUUUGUUUAGUUUCAGCUUUCAGAAAAAUAACUAUAGGGUAGAAUUGCGCGUAGUUCAAUCUAUCCACAGCAUUUGGAGUAAUAUCUAAUAAGGCAUGCUUCCCUCUAUCCAUCACUUCUCUAAUAGCACUCAGUCGAAUGAUCCCUGAUGACUUCGUGUUCUUCCCAACGUUAUCAUCCAACUGGUUUUCCAUUUCUGCAAGAAGAUAAAUAUUUUUUUAAGUUUAACAAUUUAAUAUCUGCUAAAGGUUUAUGUACUCACGCGGCGAUGUGAAUUUAUCAGGAAAGUCUUUUAAGAGUUUUUCUCUAGCCAGGUCUGCAACAGGACCAAAUAAUACAACGGGUCUGACAAAACCAGGAUGUCUUAGAAUGACUCUUUCAUAGGCUGGAAAUUUGCUAACGCUGUCAGAAAACACUACGUCAUCCCAGUGGUCCUGGAAGACAAUAUAAAAUAAUUUUAAUGGUUAUCGAAAUCAAGAAUCAGAGCUGUCCCUAGAGAUAGUGAAGCCAAGGGGCAAAUAUUUAAUUAGAAAUGACUGUCAAUACCUAAUUCGAUUAACUUUUAUCAAACGCUUUAUCAAGUGUCCCGUUUGCCUAGUGCUAGCUAGGGACGAACCUGUUAAGAAUCAUUGUUUUAUAUGAUAAUUGGUGAAACCUACUCUUCCAAGAGAUUUCGAACGCCUAUGACUGCUUCUUCUUCUCCUAAAGAAGCUACCCCUGCUUUCACUGGCACUCAUUUCCUUCUUUGUAGCAUUGAAUUGUGCAGUUGCUAGUUCUUCGGCUCGGGCUUUAUUCGGUAUUAUUCCUUUCUGUACUUCCUGAUUGUUCCUACCAAUACGGAACACUUGCCACGAACCGACCACACCAUUGUGUAAAGUAUCCACUACAUGAAAUACAUCUCCGCUGCGAAAACUCAUUUCACCUUUUUGUGGUUGUUCAUAAUGAAAGUGAGUUCUGUAACAUCGAAUGAACAUAAGAGGAUGCCUUUUAAGUAAUUACAUACACUUUAUGUUAUUUAGAAGAUGCUUACUUUACAUGAAAAGAAUCACCCUUUCCAGAUGCUACUACUUGAUCAUAUUCUUGUCGUCGAUGUUGAACUAUUAAGUCAAUUUGUUCUUGAAGACUGAGUAAGAAAAGAACGGCUUCUUCUCUUGUUACUCCUUUCAUAUCCAUAUCAUUUAUCUGAAAUUGUUAAUAGAUGCGUUUAAUUUUAAGUUCUCAUUUAUUGUUCUUGAAAGAGGAUUACCUUUAAAAUUUUAUCUCCAGGUUGUAAGCCUUGUAGAGAAGCUGGACUUCCUGCUUGAACCGCUGUCACAAAAACACCAGUCUCAUUUCCACCACUUAGGCGAACGCCUACUGAUCCUUCUUUUUGGAAGGUAAUGAACCGAGGAUCUGGCCUGAGAAUAUUAAGAAUUAUCAUCAAUUCUUAAAACAGAAGUUAUUAAUUAACAUUUUUAUAUUAAAAAAUAUAACUUACAUUGGAAGUUUAUUCCUAGAUAAAUCAUCAUCAUAGAGCUGUCUCCUUGUGCUAUAAUAAUCUGAAACAGGUGGUGGUGGUCUAGGAGGAUCCACAGUUGGAGUAGCAGGAAGAUCCAAUUGACUAAGAGAAACGUCCAUUAAUGGUCCCCUGGCUCGACCCCUAGGAACAAGAUUACUCUUGUCCUCUAUGGGCUGUCUCGUUGGAGGUGGAA
This is a messenger RNA of Osmia lignaria (orchard mason bee), 8784 nucleotides long. Its product is annotated as mitochondrial glutamate carrier 1. Gene Ontology annotation, molecular function: L-glutamate transmembrane transporter activity; L-aspartate transmembrane transporter activity. NCBI's taxonomy places the organism in Eukaryota, Metazoa, Arthropoda, Insecta, Hymenoptera, Megachilidae. Gene Ontology annotation, biological process: malate-aspartate shuttle; aspartate transmembrane transport; L-glutamate transmembrane transport. The record is from RefSeq and is a predicted model, not a curated record.